AUGCGCGACCAGCUCCAGAGCGCGACGCGCAUCGUCAUCAAGGCGGGGACGUCGACGGUGUCCAACGACGAUGGGACGCCGUCGCUCGUGCGCCUCGGCGGCAUCGUCGAGGCCAUCGCGCGGCUCAUGCGCGACAACAAGCAGGUGAUCCUCGUGUCGUCGGGCGCCGUCGGCUGCGGGCGCAGCAAGCUCCGCAAGCAGGCGGCGAUGCACCGGUCGCUGCGCGACCACAUGAACGACCUCGGCGACGAGAAGCCGACGCACUACAACAGCGCCUGCGCCGCCGCGGGCCAGCUCGCGCUCAUGUCGCUCUACGACACCAUGUUCUCGACCUGCGACAUCGAGCCGUCGCAGUUCCUCGUCACGCAGCGCGACUUCAACGACGAGGGCUGCCGCGCGAACUUGAAGUCGUCGCUGAGCUCCAUCGUCGGCGUGGGCAUGCUGCCCAUCGUCAACGAGAACGACGCCGUGUCCGGCAACAGCGGCUACGCGAACGUGCCCGCGGGCUGCUUCUCCGACAACGACGGCCUCGCGGCUUUAGUGGCGCAGCUCUUCGGCGCGGAGCUCCUCAUCCUCCUCACGGACGUCGACGGCCUCUACGACCGGCCGCCGAGCGCGCAUGGCGCGAAGAUCAUCCGCGAGGUCCACCCGGCGUCGCUGUCCGCCGUCGAGUUCGGGCCCGUGUCCAAGGGCGGCCGCGGCGGCAUGGAGGCCAAGGUCGGCGCGGCGCUCCGGGCGCUCGAGAUGGGCGUCAAGGGCGUCGUCAUGGCGUCGGGCACGACGCAGAACGUCGUCGGGCGCCUCAUGGGCGGCGAGGAUUUGGGGACCUACUUCUCGACGUCCAUCUCCCGGAAGGCGUCCUUCGACGCGGACCCCUCCGAGGAGGCCGCGGCCGCGCGCGCGGCCGCGCGGUGCCUCCAGGGCCUCUCCGGCGCGGAGCGCACGGCGAUCCUCGAGGGCGUGGCGCUCGCGCUGACGGCGCGCGCGCCGGAGAUCCUCGCGGCCAACGAGGCCGACGUCGCGGCGAGCUCGAACGUCGCGCCGCACCUGAAGCAGCGCCUCGGCCUCGGCGCCGCGAAGCUCGCGACGACGGCCGCGGGCGUCGCGGCGCUCGCGGCCAUGGGCGACCCGCUGGGCAAGGUCUACGUGCGCCGCGAGCUGGCGCCGGGUCUGGUGCUCGAGAAGCGGUCCGCCGCUCUUGGGGUGGUGCUGGUGAUCUUCGAGGCGCGGCCGGAGGCGCUGCCGCAGAUCUCCGCGCUCGCGCUCCGGGCCGGGUGCGCGUUGAUCCUCAAGGGCGGGUCGGAGGCCAAGGAGUCGAACGCGGCGCUCUACCGCGUGAUCCGCGACGCGGUCGUCGCCGCGGCGCCGGCUCGCGCGAAACGCGCGCUCGCGGCCGCGGUGACGCUCCUCCCGGGCCGCGACGCCGUCGCGAGGCUCCUCAAGGCCACGGACGAGUCGCCGGCGCCCCUCGUGGACCUGGUCGUGCCCCGGGGCUCCAACGACCUCGUGAAGCACGUGCAAAAGUCGACGAAGGUGCCCGUGCUCGGCCACGCGGACGGCGUCUGCCACGUCUACGUCGACGCGUCCGCGGACGCGGCGACGGCCGUCAAGGUCGUCGUCGACGCCAAGACGGACUACCCGGCGGCCUGCAACGCCUGCGAGACCGUGCUCUUCCACGAGGCCUGCGUCGGUAGCGGCCUCGCCAAGGCCGUGCUCGACGCGCUCGUCGCCAAGGGCGUCGCGCUCUUCGGCGGGCCCGGGGCCGUCGCGCGGGGCCUCGUCUUCACCGAGGCCGACAAGCCGGAGAAGUGGGAGUACGGCUGCCUCGCCCUGCGCGUCGACGUCGUACCGGACGUCGCCGCGGCCGUCGCCCACGUCAACGCGCACUCGUCGGGCCACACGGAGUGCGUCGUCGCCGAGGACGCGGCCGUCGCCGACGCGUUCCUGGGCCUCGUCGACUCGGCGGACGUCUUCCACAACGCGUCCACGCGCUUCGCCGACGGCUUCCGCUUCGGCCUCGGCGCGGAGUUGGGCAUCGCGACGGGCCGCAUCCACGCGCGCGGGCCCGUGGGCGUCGACGGCUUCCUCACCUACAAGUGGCUCCUGCGGUCCGCGUCGGCGGGCGGCGACGCGGCGUCCGAGUUCGGCAGCGGCGCGAAGACGUACACGCACAAGGACCUCGCGCUCGCGGACUAGGGCGCGCGUGGGCGGCAUCUAAAAAAGGUGA
Aureococcus anophagefferens is the source of this 2227-nucleotide messenger RNA. RefSeq lists its product as hypothetical. The coding region runs from base 1 to 2196 and encodes 731 amino acids. The transcript has 3 exons. The record is from RefSeq and is a predicted model, not a curated record. Gene Ontology annotation, molecular function: glutamate-5-semialdehyde dehydrogenase (NADP+) activity; ATP binding; glutamate 5-kinase activity. Lineage: Eukaryota; Pelagophyceae; Pelagomonadales; Pelagomonadaceae.